GGGGCUCAGCUCCUGACAUGCGUAGCCUCCGACUCAUUGCGAUCUCAAUCCAGCUGCUUUGUUAUUCCCUGCUGCAUCCUGUGGAUGCCGCUUCACAUGGAGAGGCAACGAGGGUCUCUACGAUGCUCCCUCCCUCAGACAAGCCCUUGUCCUGCCAGAUGCUGCUCCCCAAGUCCCUGCCUGGCUUCACUCACAUGCCCCCUGUCUCCAAAUUCCUGGUAGGCCUGGCUCUAAGGAAUGCUCUGGAGGAAGCGGGCUGUCAGGCUGAUGUCUGGGCUCUUCAGCUUCAGCUUUACCGAUUAGGAGGUGUGGAGGCUACACAAGCCCUCAUCAGCUAUCUCCAAGAGCUCCAUAAGAGUGGACACACAGACCGGGAAGUGUCUGUGGAUGCCCUGUCCUCUGUCCUACAGCGCUUAGCCUGGGAGCAGCAGGGUCCAAAGAGGGCCAAACGUUCGAUUUCCAACACGGACUGUGAGAAUGAGCAGGAACAGAGUGUGCACAAUGUGGUUGACCUGCUACCAGCAGUAGGCACCUACUACAACCUAGGCACAGCUUUGUAUUACGCCUUUAAGAACUGCUCUGACAAGGCCAAGGAACGAGGUCGAGAUGGGGCCAUAGACCUGGGUUAUGAUCUCUUGAUGGCCAUGGUGGGUGCGUCAGGGGGUCCAGCUGGUGCAGUGAUCACGGUUGCUCUUAAGCCAGCGAUGAAGGCUGGGGUUCAGCGGCUGAUGCAAUAUUAUUAUGAUGAGAAAGAGGUGACCACCCCUCAGCCAAAGAACGGGAAGGAUACCACCACAGAUAUCGGUGUUGUGGAAGAAACAGCCAUGUCCAAUUUUGUGUCAGAAGUUGAAAGUACAACUUCUAACUGGGACUGGCCUUUAUUAAAGAACUAUGGUGUCUUGGCGUACAAGAGAUAGUAACAAAACAACAAAUAAGUGGAAAAUUCUGACAAGAGAAGUGUAGAUGGAUGGAUGGAUGGGUGGAUGGUUUGGGAUACUGUCAUCACUUGCCAGUAAUUUCCUUCUUGAAACUUAGAUUUUACACUCUAAUGGGGCGAACUUCCACCUGAACAAGUGAUUAUAGAAAUUAAAAAGUGAUAUCAUGAACCCACAGUAUUUAUCAUUCAUAUCCUCAAAAUUACCUUAUUACCUCAGCUCUUCCCUCCCUCUCCUAAGGCGUAAGGACGCAGGUCCCACCCUUUCUAUGGAGUCCUCGGCGCUUUCACGCACCCUGGUUUCAGUUUCCUUUCCCGAGUACGCACGGUUCG
Messenger RNA from Mus pahari (shrew mouse), 1267 nucleotides. It is a transcript of the gene Apof, whose product is annotated as apolipoprotein F. Gene Ontology annotation, biological process: cholesterol metabolic process. The transcript has a single exon. The coding region runs from base 18 to 917 and encodes 299 amino acids. Lineage: Eukaryota; Metazoa; Chordata; Mammalia; Rodentia; Muridae. The record is from RefSeq and is a predicted model, not a curated record.